AUGAAACGUAAGAGUUGUGCAUUUUUUUUUUUAAGCUUUGAGCUGCUUAAUAAAGCCAUACAUGGCAGUGUGUUAAGAGCGGGAAGAAGGGUCAGAACGCGUUUUACACCUUCAUCACUCAACUUUCUAGGAUCUGAGCUGUGUGUUUCCACCGACGCUCUUCCUUUUCCUCCUUCGUUUGUUUCAGCUAGCAAUUAUGGUUCCACCCAUCGAAACUCAAGUCAAGGUUCCAGUGUCCCAGAAGUUCUCCAUUCCACCUCUUAAUGAAAGAAUACUCUCUUCUAUGACACGGAGAUCAGUUGCAGCUCAUCCUUGGCAUGAUCUCGAGAUAGGACCUGAAGCUCCACAGAUUUUUAAUGUGGUGAUUGAGAUCAGUAAGGGGAGCAAGGUGAAGUAUGAACUUGACAAAAAAACUGGACUGAUCAAGGUUGAUCGUGUUCUUUACUCAUCAGUUGUAUACCCCCAUAACUAUGGGUUCAUCCCUCGUACUCUCUGUGAGGACAGUGACCCUCUGGAUGUCUUAGUCAUCAUGCAGGAACCUAUUCUUCCAGGUUGCUUUCUUAGGGCUAAAGCAAUUGGUCUUAUGCCCAUGAUUGAUCAGGGAGAAAAGGAUGACAAGAUAAUUGCUGUCUGUGCCGAUGAUCCUGAAUAUAAGCACUAUACUGAUAUCAAUGAGCUGCCACCCCAUCGUUUGGCUGAGAUCCGUCGCUUCUUUGAGGAUUACAAGAAAAAUGAGAACAAGGAAGUUGCUGUUAAUGACUUUCUUCCUUCUGCCAAAGCCUUUGAAGCGGUCCAGCAUUCCCAGGAUCUGUAUGCAGACUACAUCGUGGAGAGCCUGAGAAGAUGAUAGUCUUUUCAUCUUCCGCAAGUCGUGAAUGGCGCAGUCAAUAUUACAAUUCUCAUACUAAUAUACAAUAUAAUAGUACUGCUCUAAUAUUUUGUCUACUUGUACUGCAAAGCACAGUUAUACCAUGUUGCAUGUGCAUAUAACAUGCUAUAUAUAUAUAUACAAUAUGCUUGUAUUAUCUACUGUAUGGGAAAUUACUUCCAUACAGUAUAAGAUGAUGACGAAAAGGAAACUUCAUGGUUUCCCCUGGUCAAAUUUUGUAAGUUGUCCGGUUUAUGAAAUGGAUUAUAUACGAAGUUAAGUGUG
Solanum dulcamara is the source of this 1153-nucleotide messenger RNA. Its product is annotated as soluble inorganic pyrophosphatase 4. Lineage: Eukaryota; Viridiplantae; Streptophyta; Magnoliopsida; Solanales; Solanaceae. Gene Ontology annotation, cellular component: cytoplasm. Gene Ontology annotation, molecular function: inorganic diphosphate phosphatase activity; magnesium ion binding. Gene Ontology annotation, biological process: phosphate-containing compound metabolic process. The transcript is spliced from 10 exons. The record is from RefSeq and is a predicted model, not a curated record. The coding region runs from base 197 to 847 and encodes 216 amino acids.